This is a messenger RNA of Nycticebus coucang (slow loris), 1693 nucleotides long. RefSeq names its product dynein axonemal assembly factor 4 (gene DNAAF4). The transcript is spliced from 9 exons. NCBI's taxonomy places the organism in Eukaryota, Metazoa, Chordata, Mammalia, Primates, Lorisidae. The record is from RefSeq and is a predicted model, not a curated record. Gene Ontology annotation, biological process: heart development; outer dynein arm assembly; inner dynein arm assembly. Gene Ontology annotation, molecular function: nuclear estrogen receptor binding. The coding region runs from base 42 to 1304 and encodes 420 amino acids.
AGCAGCAAGCAGCCGCUCGGUCAGUGUGUGCAGCCGCAGGGAUGCCCCUGCAGGUUAGCGAUUACAGCUGGCAGCAGACGAAGACCACGGUCUUCCUCUCUCUGCCCCUCAAAGGCGUGAGCGUGAGAGACGCGGACGUGUUUUGCACAGAGAACUACCUGAAGGUCAACUUCCCUCCAUUUUUAUUUGAGGCAUUUCUCUACGCUCCCAUAGACGAUGCGAGCAGCAAAGCAAAGAUUGGGAAUGACGCUGUUGUCUUCACUUUGUAUAAAAAAGAAGCGUCCAUGUGGGAGACUCUUUCUUUGACAGGCGUUGACAAAGAAAUGAUGCAAAAAAUAAGAGAGAAAUCUAUUUUACAAGCACAAGAGAGAGCAAAAGAAGCCACAGAAGCAAAAGCUGCAUCAAAGCGGGAAGAUCAAAAAUAUGCACUAGAUGCCAUGAUGAAGAUUGAAGAAGAAGCAAGGAAAAAAAUAGAAGAUAUGAAAGAAAAUGAACGCUUAAAAGCCACUAAAGAAUUGGAAGCUUGGAAAGAGUGUCAAAGAAAAGCUGAAGAACAAAAAAGAAUUCAGAGAGAAGAAAAAUUACGUAAAAAAGAAAAGCAAAUUGAAGAAGAAAGAAAAAAUGUAAAACAUAAAAGUCUUACUAGAAAUUUAGCAUCUAGAUAUCUUGCUGCAAAAGGGAGAAAUUUAGAAAAUAUGUUUUCUCAGAAGUUAAAGGAAGACAAUUUUCCUGCUCCUCGCUCUGUUGGCAAUAUUAAAAUCAACUUUACCCCUCGAGUAUUUCCUACUGCUCUCCGUGAGUCACAUGUAGCAGAAGAAGAAGAGUGGCUGCAUAAACAAGCGGAGGCUCGAAGAGCAAUGAAUACUGAUAUUCCUGAACUUUGUGAUUUAAAUGAAGAAGAAAAGAACCCAGAAUGGUUAAAGGACAAAGGAAACAAAUUGUUUGCAACAGAAAACUAUUUGGCAGCUAUUAAUGCAUAUAACUUAGCCAUAAGACUAAAUAAUAAGAUUCCACUACUGUAUUUAAAUCGGGCUGCUUGCCACCUAAAACUAAAAAACUUACACAAGGCUAUUGAAGAUUCUUCUAAGGCCCUGGAAUUAUUGACACCACCUGUUGCAGACAAUGCUAAUGCAAGAAUGAAGGCACAUGUACGACGUGGAACAGCGUUCUGUCAACUAGAAUUGUAUGUAGAAGGCCUACAGGAUUAUGAAGCUGCACUUAAGAUUGAUCCAUCCAACAAAAUUAUACAAAAUGAUGCUGAGAAGAUUCGGAAUGUAAUUCAAGGAACAGAACUAAAAUCUUAGUGACUACUAGACGCAAGUAGGUAUUUUUUUUUUAAGUUUUUCAGAAGUAACUGGAGGCAUUAGGAAUCUUUGUAUAUGUUAUGGUUAAUUAUGUAGAAUCUAUUUCUGUUUAUUGAGUAGAGGGUAAAAUAUAAAUCUAUAGAAAAUGAAAUGUUUGGCUCUAAUUAUUUCUGAAUAAUUAAAUCAAAAUAAGACUAAUGUAUUUUAAUUCUAUACUUGUCAGUGCAUAACUUAAUUAUACAUUUUUUUUGGUUAAUGAAUUACACUUGCACCUGUAACAAUUAUUUGUUGGUCUAAUUACCAGGACACUUAUUGAUUAAUAUUUAACAAGCUAGAAUUUUAAAAUAAAAGAUUGUGUUUAUAAAAUAUUUCUAUUUGUAUUAAAUAUA